GCCAAUAAUAAUAAAUAAAGGCAAAUGAAGAUUUUAUGGAAAGCAUAAUAUAAAAAUAUGUUAUAAAUAAUAAAUACGAAGAAAUAACAGAUAUUCCAUUAGUAGACGAAAAAGAAAUAUAACCAGAUUAUUAUUAGGAUAAAGCUCCAACCCCAGAAUUCAAACCAAAAGAAAAAGGAAAAGAAGUUUUUACUUAAAUAGAAGAUAAUGAAUUAUUUGAUUUUAUUUUGGAAGUAGAACCUGUGUUAUAAGUACUUGUGGGAAAAAGUGUAGGCUAAGCUAUAAUGGAGUUAAUGGAAGAAUUCGAAAUGGCAGAAUCUUAAAAAACUAAAAUGAUGAUUUAAAUGAGAAAAAAUGCCGAAUUAAUGGUUGUUUAAAGAAUGGAUGCUGCUUAUUAAAGAAGAUAAUAAGAAAUUUAUAGAAGAAAUAAAUAACAUAGUAUUAAUAAAGAAUAAAAUAAAUUAAUACAUAAAAGACUUUUAAGUAGAUAAAUAGUCAAGCGUACAAUGUUUGAUUCCAAAUAAAAUUGCUUAAAUGAUUUAGAAAAUUUAGGGUUUUUAAAAGAUUUAAAAGAAAAUAAAUUUUAGGUUCAUUUUAUUCCUAUUAUUGUUGAAAAUAUUAUUGAUUGUCUAAAAUCUAAUUAAGAAGAGAAAAAUUAUUUAGAUGUUUUUUUGAAUAAAAUAGAGAAAAAUGCUUAAGAUUUUCAUAGUAAAUAUAUUUAGAUUGAAAAAUAAAGAAAGUAGAAUAUUUUAAAUUAAAGAGAAGAAAAUAGAAUA
Messenger RNA from Ichthyophthirius multifiliis, 776 nucleotides. RefSeq names its product radial spoke head protein, putative. Gene Ontology annotation, cellular component: cilium. The transcript has 3 exons. The annotation marks the transcript as partial. The record is from RefSeq and is a predicted model, not a curated record. NCBI's taxonomy places the organism in Eukaryota, Ciliophora, Oligohymenophorea, Hymenostomatida.